UGCGUCAGUCGGUCCGUCGGUACAUCGGUGAAGACGCAGCUUGCGGCGUCACGACGGGACGACGGUGCUGCGAGACGAACGAUAAGAAACGCAGGCACCGCGCACCCCCCGAUCGGAUCGGUAAUUCCACAAUCAACCGGAAAUAUCGACGUACACCGUAGACAGGCUACCGAGAGAAAAGAUCGACUCGCCAAAUCCACCGACACCAAAGAAUUGUAACGAAAUUACACCGCCUACCCUUACUCCUGACGCACGAAUCGCCUCUCAUCCCCCAACUUAUUCCCCGUACUCUUGUUGUCCGAACGAACGUUUCCCAUCGAGUGUUACGCGUAGCGGGUCCUCUCUCCGGUUAAUCGCGUCCAUAUCCGCAAGUAAGCGUAUCCAGUUAUACAUAAUCAUUUAUUCGUUUACUCGAAUUUUUUUUAUGUUAUUUAUUUAUUUGUAUUUAUUUAUUUAUUUAUUCGAUAAUUUAUUCAUACAUUCACCUAUUUAUCCGUUGAUCCAAAUAUCUGCCAAUUGGUGAAUUUUCCGAUCAGAGUUGGUCAUAAUUUGUAGUAACUAUUUAUUUUGAAGCUGCAGCCUGCACAUAUGCCAAUUAUUGUACGUGUAUUGCAUACCUGCGCUUAUAGUUGUAAAAAUUCCCAGUUCACCAUCCCGUGCAUCUUCCUGCAUAAAUUCCCAUACCUCGACACAGUGCACACCCGUUGAACGCUCGCGGUGGAUCAACCCCAUCAACGCCUACGUACAAUCAAUCGGUCGUCGAUGGCUUGAGGAAUAAAUCUUCGGUCAGGGGGAUUAUUUCAAGUGCAGUGUGCAGUGUACCGUGUGGGGUCGAAUAAUAAAGAUAUCAGGCUCGCGUAUACAGGCGAAGCGCGUCACGCGGCAGACAGGCGAAAAACGCAAGAACGAGAAAGAAAAAACGCAAGACCGAGGAAGACAAGGAAGACCGCAGGCGGAUACAGAGUUAUUUCGAGCUAUCGAGCCUCGCUACCAACGGCACGAUGAGGAUGAGAGACUCUGUCGUUUACACACCCGUCUCCAUCGGCCCGGACACCGACGACGAAGAUACGCUGGUCAACGCGGAAGUCUACAUCAACGAUCUCGCGCAAAUCAAAGCGCUGGUUGAGUCCUCGUCGGGAAUCGGAGGGUCGAUUUGCCCAUCCUGCGAAAUGCCCUUCGACAAAGGGAAGAAGCGACGCCUGAUCGACGACUGCGGGCACGAGCGGUGUUACUCGUGUACCUUCCGGAGCGAGACGUGCCCCCUGUGCGCGGUCCAAGACUCCAGGAGGCCGGGUGCCUUCCAAAGUACCCUCGAACGUACCAACCGGACCAUAUUUGACAGAGGUUCCACCUCGCAGCUAUGCACGAGGCCGUGCAGCCGAGAGCAAACGCCGAUCUCUGCAACGAGUGCCAGGGCUCGCACGCGCGAAGACGUCGAAGAAUGGAUCGAAGAUACGACCGCCGUCAACGUUCUGUGCGGCGGUCAUAGGACCAGAGUCAAAAUCGACGAGAACUUGACGCCGUUCGUUCAGUCGCAUGCAGACGUCACAUCGCCACUCCCGACCAAGGGGCCGAAGGGGUUGAAAGGAAAGCCACCUAGGACUCCGACGGACAUCCUAUCGAGGUGCUGCUCGCCCAAUCCCCAGCAAAAGGCCAACAUGUCGCAAAGCUGCCCAACACCUCCCCAGCACAGAAGAAGAUUCUUCCUCAGUCCCAAAGUGCUCAGAAGUCCCUUCGGCCAGAAAAAUUCUUCCGCCCAUCAGCGGGCUGCCACGCCGGAGCUAAGCAAUGACAAUCCAUCUGCCUUGUCAGCAUGGAUGACAUCCUCGUGGGAAGGCAAAUCGCGAUGGCCUGGGCUUGUCCUCGGAAAGAUCAAGUCGCUAUGGAGCAGUAGCGAGGGCACGACCAGCGAUGGGUUGAACCAACUGAUCAGUUCAACCGAAAAAAACACAGAUGACGAAGGCGCCAACGUUAGGCCACUUUCGUCGAGAACGAAAAAAUGUUUGCAGUCCGAUCUCUACAUGAGAUUAGGUCUGCUACUUGGAGGAAACUCUCGGAGCGUCGUUGGUAACGGUAGCUGCCCCAGGUCCUCAACUAGGCUCGGCGAGAGCCAAAGUCGUGAAAGUUCUGCGGCAUCCUUCAGCAGUUUAACGAGCUUCGAAACCCAAACUCUAGCGUCGACAAACACCAGCCCGGUAUCAACGCUGAAUGGAACCUCCAGCGAGGCAGAAGUCGCCAUCGUCCAUCGCGGUGGUAAGGACUGUGAUAGCGUGGCUAGCCUCAUUUCAAUGUCGAUUUCGGGCUUAUCGAACGGUAGCUCCAGCCCGCUGACGCCCCGGAGACACUCUGUUACCACUACUCAACCCGGGAAGAUUGAAGAACUCGGCGUCUUUAAGACACGAAGAACGUGCGUUCGAAGAUCAGGAAGAUCGGGAAUAAUCAAAGAAUCAACAGAUCCUAGAAUACACUUCGCCCAGUAUCGCUCGGUGCAAUUGACGUUGAAGCCACUUUUCUUUGAGGUGCCUCUGCUGGAGGCAGAUCCUAUAUUCACUGGGCGACAAUGGCUGGUGGACGAACUGGAUACAGUUGUAAGUGGUUCAUCUUCCGGUGUCCUAAUUUCCGGAUCUCCAGGUACAGGCAAGACGGCGCUCAUUCUCCAGCUUGUCGAGCACAGCUGCUUCGGGCGCCGGAGAGAACAAAUUCCACCUCCGGAAGACUAUGCCGAUAUUGAGGAUAGGGGGAAGUCGUCGAGCCCCCUCAUCCAAGUAUCGAUGCAGAACACGAAUGACAAGAUCCGUGAACUGGCAUCUCACGUCGUUGCUUACCACUUUUGCCAGGCAGACAACAAUAACACAUGCCUUGUCCCGGACUUGAUUCAUUCUCUGGCUGCGCAACUCUGUCAAGCUCCUCAACUAGUCGCCUACAGGGAAUACCUCCUCUCAGAACCUCAUCUUCAAGGAUCUGUUUCCCAAAGAGAAUGCACCGUUGACCCCGACCUCGCACUCACCAGAGGAAUCAUUGAGCCAAUGGUCACACUGCACAAAGCCGAUAGGUUGCCGUGCACUAAUAUGAUCAUCCUAAUCGAUGCCAUUUGCGAAGCUGAAUAUCACCGGCCAGACCGCGGCGAUACGAUUGCCUCUUUUUUAGCCAGACAUGCUUCUAACUUGCCCUCAUGGCUCAAGAUUAUCUGUACCGUACGAACACAACUUGAGGACUGCGCAAAACAGUUUCCCUUUGCGAGAAUAUCACUGGACAAAUCCACGGUCCACCCCAAAAGCAGUGAUAUCACCAGAGAUCUCACUGAUUAUGUGACUUAUCGGCUCAGCCAGAGCCCGUCGAUCCAGGCCAAUGUCAGCGGAGCUAAUCAAACCAGGUUUACCUCCCAUCUUCUGACUCUAUCGAAGGGAAACUUUCUAUUCGCCAAGCUGACCCUUGACCUAAUCGAGAGUGGACAUCUAGUCGCUAAAUCUGCAAGCUACAAGGUUUUACCCGUCUCUCUCGCUCAAAUAUUUCUACUGCACUUCAAUUUGAGGUUUCCAACCGCUACCUCCUUCGACAGGGUGCAACCCCUUUUGGGGGUCUGUUUGGCUGCACUAUACCCCCUGACACUCCUUGAGAUUUUCUAUUCCGUCAACGCUCUCAACAUCGACCAUUUCGUUUCUUGGCAAGACUUUCUCCAGAGAUUCAAGAUGUUGUCAGGAUUUCUGGUGAAACGUUUGGACAACACCUAUAUGUUCUUUCACCCAUCGUUCAGAGAGUGGCUAAUACGGCGAGAUGAGGGUGAGUCAACAAAGUUUCUUUGUGACCUCAGACUAGGACACGCUGCCAUAGCCUUCAGACUGUCACGGCUUCAAGCACCCCUCGAUGGUGACAAAGUCUUGGAGCUAGGGCACCAUGUUCUCAAGGCACACGUAUACCGCGGAGUUGCACCCAGCUGGCCUUCGCGUGAUCUACAGGCUUCGUGGUUGACAUCCUCGACUGAAAGCGUCUCAUCAGCAUUAUGCACUCUACGAAACAUUUACAGCCCGAAUGUAAAAGUUUCACGGCUACUUCUACUAGCCGGUGCAUCGCCUAACCAUGUCACUGAGUACCUGGGUAGUGCCCCUGUUCUCUGCAUGCAUGCUCACGAGGGAUCUGUGGAAAUGAUCUCCCUAUUACUCGAGUUUGGAGCUGACGUAGAGCUCACUAACAGUCAAGGUUGCACCGCCCUAUCUCUGGCAGCAGCUCGUGGUCACUGCGACGUAGUUCGAAGAUUAGCGGCUGCCGGUGCAUCACUAGGACACGCGGACAUGGCAGGGCAAUGUCCUCUAGUGCAUGCAGCAAGGCAUGCGAGGCUGUCUGUGGUCGGAUAUCUACUGGCAUGUGACUGGCUUGUCAAAGUGGCCCGAGGAACGGUAGAUUCCGAGGUCGGCAGGGCUGAAGCUGCACAGCAGGCUGUGGUUGCUGCUGCCGCGCAGGGCCACGAACAAAUUGUCGAGUACCUUCUCGACAUGGCCGAGGUCAAGGUGGACUGCCCUGACUCACUUACAGGAGAAACUGCGCUCACAACCGCUGCAGCUCAUGGCUCCACAGCUGUAGUUUGCGCUCUACUCGCUCGUGGUGCUAAUCCUGCUGCCGUAAAUGCCAAGGGCUUCUCGCCUCUGAUGCUUGCUGCUCGGGAUGGUCACUGGGGAGCAGCGGAGAGACUUCUUGAAGGUUCACUGUCCAGUAGCACUGACCAAAUUCUAGAUCAGGCCAAACCGCUUCUGAACCAACGCGAUCUUGUCGGACGCACUGCGUUGAUGGUAGCUGCGGCCGAGGGCCACUGUAACCUGGCCGAACUCUUCCUCGACAAUGGUGCAAUGCUAGAAGCUACCGACAAUGAAGGGUUGACGGCCGUAGGAUGGGCCUGCGUUCGAGGACGCAUAUCCGCUGUCCAGUCACUACUUGACCACGGCGCAAACAUUAAUACCACCGAUAAAACUGGCAGGACGCCUCUGGACCUUGCCGCAUUUCAGGGGAAUCCAAAGUUGGUACAGUUGCUGUUAGACAGGGGUGCUGCGGUUGAGCACGUUGACCUCCAUGGGAUGCGACCUCUUGAUCGAGCCAUUGGUUGCAGAAACAUACCUGUUGUUCAAUGUUUUUUGCGCCGUGGCGCGAAGUUGGGACCAGCUACUUGGGCAAUGGCGGCUGGGAAGCCGGACAUCCUUUUAAUCCUCUUGAACAAGUUGCUGGAAGAUGGAAAUGUUUUAUAUCGGAAGGGUCGACUAAAGGAAGCGUCACACCGCUACGGGUAUGCUCUUCGGAAGUUUCCAUCAACUUCUAUACAAAGUCUGAAUCAGGAUCAAGAACCAAAGGAGCAAGAGCGUGACAAGGAUCACCUUCUCUUGCAUCUUCCAACCUUUACUCAGCUGCGUCUGAAUUUCCUGCUGAACUUGAGCAGAUGCAAGCGAAAAAUGAACGAGGUCCAAGAAGCAAUUGAGCUCGCAAGCGAAGUACUGAAGACUAAGCCCGACUCCUACGAAGCAUUUUAUGCUCGCGCCAAGGCCAACGUAGACGCACGGCACUUCGAGGACGCUCUCUCGGACGUUAAGGAAGCUCUUCACAUCGCCCCACCGCACAAUCGUGAGGUACGAAGAGUUUUAUCCACUCUAAAGGAUGAGAUAUGCUCCAGAAAUGACGGGGCUGGGUCUAGUAGAGAUAAGCCCGACAACGGGUUUGGGUUUCACGUCUCAAUGGAUACGCUUACGGAACUCUAGUCUAUUAUCAAUCCCUACGGGUGAAUGGUUUCGUGAAAAUUCGGUUGGUUGCCAAAUCCUGAGCUGGAGUAUAACCAAGUUCAGAUAGACCGUAACGGUCCAUACCUGAGAAAAAAAAACUAAGUUCUCAUGUAAUGGAACAUAUAGCGAUGUUGUUCAGUAUUUGAAAUAUUUGAUACCAAAAUUUCAUUUCCUUCAUCAUGACGCUGUUAUCAAUAUUAUCCUUAGUGUCAUCAUCGAUGUCAUAAACAUAAUUCUAUGAUCAUAAUCAUUAUCAUCUUUCCAUUAGCACGAUAAACAUGGUAUAUUUUGUUGCCUUGUGAUUGAUAUGUAGAUGGAUACAUCAACUCGCUAUAUACCAAUCCCACCACAGAUUCGGUAAAAUACGUCAAAUGUCAUAAUCACGAUGCAGUGUCGCCACGCGUUGACUCUAGGGCCGCCUCGCUCUUUCUAGAUCUCUAUUUCAAUUUGAAAUCAAUUGCGACAUACAACGUAAUUUGGGUAUUAUAGCUUUAUCCUACAAAUAAUAAUUCUUUGUAGAAAAGUAUAACGUAUUUAUUAAAUAGUUACUAUUAGCAUGGCAAAAGAAUGCGAGAAAUAGGAUUUCUCGGGAUUCAAACGCAAAGCAUAUUUUAAGUAACAAUAGAAAUUUACUUUGUUGUAUUGUUAUAAAAUUAACUAUUACUCAUGGAUUUUUUACUUCACCAAUCGCAACAUCGCGACUGCCAGUAAAAUCGAUUCAGAUAUACCCAGGAAUAUAACAUGGCGUGGUACUUAAAAAUACCUUAUAUAGAUACAUGUACAAAGAACAUUUAUAAUUGUUAGUUCUGCCUAUAACCAACACAGAGUCAAUCCUGACUAUGUUGGCAAAAAUACCAAAAGUGCCCAGCACUUCUAAAAACUGACACAUCUCGCUUGUAUGUAACAUACACUUAUAAUUACGAUGUGUGUACAAAAGUUUUAUACUAUAAUAUACGGCAUAUCAAUUAACAAGGUAGGUUGUUUAUGUCAUAUAUAUAUAAAAAUACAUCAAACUUCUUGCCAGGCAUAACAAUAAUGAUAAUAUGCUGGUUGAAAUUCAUUACGAUACCUUUUCUACAUCUGAGACACAUAUUAACAUUAUCAGAUAUAUUUAGUUUAAGCGUGACGACGAGAUAUUCCGGCGAAAUGGUAAAAUUAUUUAUUAAAUCUUGAUGGUAGCUUAGAUAAUCUAUGGAAGUAGAUAAUUUCAAUGCUAUGCAAACCUAAUAGUAUUAGGUACUAAUGUGUGUCAGCAACGAAUAAACGAUGUUCUCACAGAGAA
This is a messenger RNA of Athalia rosae (coleseed sawfly), 7041 nucleotides long. It is a transcript of the gene rols, whose product is annotated as protein TANC2. NCBI's taxonomy places the organism in Eukaryota, Metazoa, Arthropoda, Insecta, Hymenoptera, Athaliidae. The record is from RefSeq and is a predicted model, not a curated record. Gene Ontology annotation, molecular function: protein binding. The transcript has 18 exons. Bases 1002 to 5738 code for a protein of 1578 amino acids.